Ostreococcus lucimarinus CCE9901 is the source of this 1717-nucleotide messenger RNA. RefSeq lists its product with no specific name. Gene Ontology annotation, molecular function: chromatin binding; protein binding; transcription coactivator activity. The transcript is spliced from 2 exons. Gene Ontology annotation, biological process: chromatin remodeling; regulation of transcription by RNA polymerase II. Bases 170 to 1717 code for a protein of 515 amino acids. Gene Ontology annotation, cellular component: nucleus. Lineage: Eukaryota; Viridiplantae; Chlorophyta; Mamiellophyceae; Mamiellales; Bathycoccaceae. The record is from RefSeq and is a predicted model, not a curated record.
CGACGACGACGACGACGACGACGACGACGACGACGACGACGGGCGCGAGUCGCGCGUGAACGCACGCGAGUGAGCGCGCGCACGACCGUCGAGGACGCGCGCGACGGGAACGCGGACGCGGAGGUAACGCGACGCAUCGGCAUCGGCGUUCGGCAUCGCAUUCGGCGCCAUGGCGAGCGCGCUCGUGCCGAAACGGCGACGGGUGGCGACGGAAAACGCGAUGACGAAGCUGAGUGGGAACGGGGAGUCGUGCGCACUGUUUAACUGUAACUAUUGCCAAAAGGACAUCUCGAACGUGGUGCGCGUACGGUGCGCGGAGUGCGCAAACGUGGAUCUGUGCACGGAGUGCUUCGCGGUCGGCGUGGAGCCGCACCCGCACAAGGCGUAUCAUCAGUAUCACGUCAUCGACAACAUGUCGUUUCCGCUGUUCACGCGAGAUUGGGGGGCUGACGAAGAGUUGUUAUUGCUGGAGGCAGUGGAGAUGUUCGGGUUGGGGAACUGGACCGAGGUGAGCGAACACGUCGGGACGAAGACGCGCGCGCAGUGUCACGCGCACUAUUUUGAAGUCUACGUCAAGUCUCCUUGCGCGCCGUUACCGGAUAUGUCGAAGAUUUUAGGAAAAGGCGUCGCGCGUAUGACAUCAGACGAGCUCAAAGCGGAGGCGGAGCAAAAGGCGAACGAAAAUAAGGAUGUGGAGGAGGAGGAGAAGCUUCUCGAAUCGCUUGCUAACCCGAACGCAGUGAAGACGGAGGGCAACGUGCAGGAACUCACAGGUUACAACAUCAAGCGCAAUGAGUUCGAUCCCGAAUACGACAUGGAUGCCGAACUUCCCCUGGCGGAGAUGGAAUUUCGCGAAAACGACACCGAAGAAGACGUCCAGAUGAAGCUGCGAAUGAUUGAAAUCUACAACAGCCGGCUUCAAGAACGAGCGAGAAGAAAACAAUUCAUUCUCGAACGCAAUCUGCUGAACGUGAAAAAGCAACAAAACGUGGAAAAGAAGCGUUCACAAUACGAGCGCGACUUACACGGCACCAUGCGUAUAUUUGCACGCUUUCUCACGAGUACCGAGUACGACGUCUUGCUCGAGGGUCUCGCCGCGGAGCACCGAAUCCGAACCCGCAUCACCGAACUGAAAGAGUACAGACGCAAUGGUAUUCAUACCAUCGCAGAGGGCGAGGAUUACGAUUUGGAGAAGCGUCGUCGUGAGACGGAGUUCGCUCGUCUACACGCGAUCGAGCAUCCAACUAGCAAGAACAUAGCCAGAGCGAACAACUUAGGUCCUCGCCGUCGAAUGUACUUGUCACUUGAUCUCGCCGAUCUUCCAGGCGUAGACCUUUUGAACGACGACGAAAAGGAGUUGUGCAGGAGCUGUCGCUUAUUGCCUGUGCAGUAUCUCUCGAUGAAGGUGGAGUUGAUGCGAGAGGGUCUCAAGUCCGAAAAGCCGCUCAACAGAAAUCACGUUCGGAAUAUGUUCAAAGUAGACCCACUCAAGGCUAUUCGUGUGUAUGAGUUACUCCUACAGCACGGCUGGGUGUUGGAAGACGGCUUCGUGAACCCAGGUGAGGAUGAAGACUCCGAACCUGCGCCGAAAAAGUCAGCCAGCGCAGACGAGGAGGAAGACGAGGAGGACGAUGAAGUAGAUUACGAAACCGACGAUAACGACGAAGACGAGGACGAGGAAGACGACGAGGAAGAGGAUAGCGAGGAAGACGAUUAG